Coniosporium apollinis CBS 100218 is the source of this 1509-nucleotide messenger RNA. RefSeq lists its product as uncharacterized. The coding region runs from base 1 to 1509 and encodes 502 amino acids. The record is from RefSeq and is a predicted model, not a curated record. Lineage: Eukaryota; Fungi; Ascomycota; Dothideomycetes. The transcript has 2 exons.
AUGCACAUCCCAUCCACAGAACCGCCAGACCCGCCCAAUCCCAAACCCACGACUACCCACACGAAUGGCGCAUCCGCAAAUCCUCCCGCAACAGCUCCCCCCGAAACACCACAGCUCUCCGGCGCCGAGCUGAAAAAGCGCGCCAAAGCAGAAAAAGCCGCCAAACGCGCUGCAGAGAAGGCUGCAAAACCCAGCGCGCCUGCGCAACAGCCACAGCAGAAAGAUGGAAGACAGAAGUCGAAAGAGUCGAAAGCUCCCGCCGUACAGCAAGUGAAUGGAGAGGCCGGCAGAGGCGCAGGAGCGCAACAGCAGCACCACAAGCGUACGGGUUCCGUAAAUGCAGCGAGUCUGGCCCAGCGACCCGCCCUGGGGGCUACGAAGAGGAGGCCGAGCCAGGGCGGACCGGUGAAGGAGGUUGAGAAGAAAAAGGUGGAGAGUAAGCAGAGGGAGGUUGCGCUCUUUGGGCACUUGUACGGGCAGCCAAGACGGCAUAGCAUUGAGGGUGCGGCGAAGGAGGUUCACCCAGCUGUCCUGGCUCUGGGGUUGCAGAUGAGCAGUUAUGUUGUGUGCGGGAGCAAUGCGCGAUGUGUCGCUAUGCUGCUCGCUUUCAAGUCUGUCAUAGAAUCCUACACCACACCCCCCGGCACCUCCCUAGCGCGUCACCUAACCUCCCACCACCUCUCCCCCCAAAUCGACUACCUGCGCUCCUGCCGCCCGCUCAGCAUAUCAAUGGGCAACGCGAUCCGCUGGCUCAAAGACCUAAUCGUGAAAAUCGACCCCUCGGUCCCCGAAAACGAAGCCAAGUCCGACCUAACCUCCUCAAUCGACACCUUCAUCCGCGAGCGCAUCACCGCCGCCGACGUGAUGAUCGCAGAGAUUGCGUCCUCGAAGAUCGUGGAUGGGGACGUCGUGCUUACUUAUGCGAAGAGCUCGAUCGUCGAGAAGACGCUGCGGCAGGCGCAGAAGCAGGGGAAGAGGUUUAGGGUCGUGGUUGUGGACUCGAAACCGCUGUUUGAGGGCCGCCAGCUCGCGCGCUCGUUGGCGGCGGCGGGGUUCACGGUGCAGUAUUCGCUUAUCACGGCGGCGGCGCAUGCGGUGAAGGACGCGACGAAGGUCUUUGUGGGCGCGCAUGCCAUGAUGUCAAAUGGGCGGCUCUACUCCCGCGUCGGCACGGCGGUGGUCGCUAUGCUUGCGCACGAGAGAGAUUUGCCCGUCAUAGUGUGUUGCGAGUCCGUCAAGUUCACAGAGCGGGUGGCGCUUGAUUCGAUCGUCAACAACGAGGUCGCGCCGUCGGAAGAGCUGCUGAGCGAGGGCAAGGUGCUGCCGGGUGGUGGCCUGGGGAGAGAGAAGGACAUGUCGAAGUGGCGCGAAAAGGAUAAUCUGCAGCUGCUGAACAUCAUGUUUGAUGUCACACCGGCGGAGUAUAUCAAAAUGGUGGUCACGGAGCAUGGGUGUUUGCCGCCGAGUAGUGUGCCGGUCGUGCACCGUAUUUUCAGCGAGACGGUGUGA